GCUUUGCUUUGUACGCGGCAUAAAGAAAAAUAAAAAUAAAAAAUCUUCACCUGAGAGGAAGAGGAAGACUUCGCCGGCCGGCGACUACCACACCGACGGACUGGAUUGCAUUCUACGAAGCAGACAUUUUUUGAGUUGAGUCGAUCUUGAUGGAUAGUGCAGGCAUGAAUGCUGCGGAUAAUAAGAAAGAAGCCUCCAAUCCGCGGCGGAAAUUAUCCUGCACCAAUUGCUUUGAUGCUCUCUGGUUCUGCUACUCUCCUGUCUACCAGAUGCAGCAGUACUAUCGACUUGGUGUCUUUGAUAAUUGUUCGGGUAAAUGGAGGGCUCUUGUUGAUUGUUUAACUCUGAAAACAAAACGAGUUGCAGUGGUGGAGGAAAUACUAGAAGCUCGUGACAAUGCCAAGCCUCCGCAUAUUUGGUCUCUCCGAACUCCAGAAGAAGCGACUGCUCAUUGGCAACAACUUUUUGGGCAUAUUGAGGAUAAUAAAUGGGACUAAAUAAUAGUCGUUACUAGAUUGACUAUAUUCACGUGAUUUAGCUGAUUUUAUUCUUACAUCAAAAUUCGGCAUUGCUUUCUCCAUUGAAUCAGUCUAAUGUGGAAAUUUCAAGAUGUGAAAUUCUUUCAUCAAUCUUGUGUUCUUCUGUGUAGCGUACGGUGUCUCGUGCCAAGUGAAAGGAGAGCAGAGAGAGUGCCAAGUCAUCUCUUUUUUUAAUUUUUAUUGCUAUUUCAUCCUUUCUUUCUAUUUUGAAUUUUCUGUGGAAAAAAAUAAAAGAGCUAAUACAACCAAAUAAUUUUUCUUAAAUAAUUUAUGUAUAUUAGUUGAUUUAAUAAGGUAUAUUUAUUUAUUUUCAUUUUCUUUUUAAAUGAGUGUCUUGUUGAACUUGUGCAUGUCUAAUAAUACUUGGGGUUAAGCAGAUUUUAAUAUUUAUCAUUUUGAUUCUUAGUACUAUUUUACAUUGUUAAAUGAUAAUAAUUUCUUG
Molecule: messenger RNA, 981 nt
Organism: Impatiens glandulifera
Lineage: Eukaryota; Viridiplantae; Streptophyta; Magnoliopsida; Ericales; Balsaminaceae
Exons: 3
Coding region: 150-497 (115 amino acids)
Source: RefSeq, a predicted model, not a curated record